AUCAUCGGAGGGUCGAUUUCAGCUAAACACCCAACUCAAACAGGGUCACAUGUCAGAGAGCUGUAAUUCUCGCCAAUUCUCAUGGCUCGUGAAAUCAUGUUUCCCAAAUCCACAACAAGACAUCCACCACAACCACCGUGUGGUCACCACCUCACUCCACAGUACCACCGCCGGUAAAGCGUCGACGGAGGACCAAUCUAUCUCUUCCCUCCCCCACGACCUCCUCCUCGAAUGCCUAUCUAGGGUUGCACAUUCUUCCCUCUUUUCCAUCUCCCUCGUCUGUCGCCGCUGGGCCCAUCUCCUCCACUCCUCCGAUUUCUACCAACUCCGACGUUGCCACGGCCGUCUCCGCCACACUGUCUUCGCCGUCGCCGUCACUGAUUCCGCCCUCCACACCGCCAGUCACCGUAUCGGCCACGAUGCCUCCUGGAAAAUGGCUUCCUUUACUGCGGAAGAUGUGCUUUGCUUUCACCAUUUGUUUUCCCACGCACGCCUAUCGGCGAUUGGCCGUCACAUUUAUAUCAUCGGCCGAACCGCAAUGCUCCGGUGCGAUACUUGGACCGGAACCGUGACUGCGAGAUCGGGAAUGAUCUUCCCUAGGAAGAAGUUCGCCGCCGCCGUUGUGUACGGGAAAAUAUACGUCUCCGGCGGAGCUUCCCGGUCGUCGGCCGUGGAAGAAUACGAUCCGGAGACGGACACGUGGCUAACAGUGGCCGACGCGCCGAGGAGGCGCUACGGCUGCAUUGGCGCAUCGGUUGAUGGCGUGUUCUAUGUGAUCGGAGGGCUGAAGAUUGGCUCGUCGGGAAACGAAAACUCACGCGCCGCUGGGGCGGAGGCGCAUGUGUACGCAAGCUCAAUGGAUUUGUACGACGUGGAAGCGCGUGGGUGGCUCAGGAGUCGAUCGGUGCCGGGUGGCGGUUGCGUGGUGGCGGCGUGCGCUGCGGAGGGACACAUAUACGUGCUGGCGAGCCAUGCUGUGGAGCUGUCGUUUUGGAGGUUCGGCGCGCGUAAGAAGAGUGGUGGGGGUGGGUUUGGGGAGUGGUGUAGAGUGAAGUCUCCACCACUGCCGGCGCAGUUUAGACUGGACAGUACAGUUCGGUUCAGCUGUGUUGGGGUUGGGGACAAGGUGGCGCUGGUACAGGUGAUGGGUUGCAUCGAUGACUUGUUGAGGAGGGGUGGGAGGAGCACCAGAGGGUUGAAAGAAGGAUUGGUUUUGGUGUACGAUUGCGCCGCCGGAGAGUGGAGUAGAGAGGCGGAUCUCCCGGAGGUGAUUCGACGCGCCGCCUGCGUUUCUGUUGAGUGCUAACAUGCGCUUCGAGUAGUCCAAUGCACCUUUGUCUCGACUGUUUGUGGACGUGUUUUGAAAAUUGAUUCGCGUUUUGACGCGCGAGGGUAUUAAUUAUUAAAGUAAUUACAAGUUGGGCCAAAUCGAAGGGUAUAAUUGGUAUUUAGGGUAAUUAUUGGAAGUUGAGAAGAUAAAAGCGCCGUAUAUCUAGAGAAUGGAUUGUGAUCUGUGUAUUGUCACUGAUGAUAUGUGGGCCCUACACGUGGGCGAUAGAUUUGUAUGGUUCUUUGCCUCAUUUGGAACAGAUUAAGUUUCUAAAGUUUUAUUAUUCA
Messenger RNA from Cornus florida, 1617 nucleotides. RefSeq names its product F-box/kelch-repeat protein At5g26960. Gene Ontology annotation, molecular function: protein binding. Lineage: Eukaryota; Viridiplantae; Streptophyta; Magnoliopsida; Cornales; Cornaceae. The record is from RefSeq and is a predicted model, not a curated record. The transcript has a single exon. Bases 50 to 1306 code for a protein of 418 amino acids.